AUGCCGGAUGAAGCGGAUAUCAUGGACGAGCUCCAUGGGCUCAAUGGAGAACUGAAGAGCUUCCCUGCCGGUGCGCAUUGGUUCUGUCCCAAGCGGAAUGACGAAGAUUAUGUCGACUAUUCCCGCCCAGACGACGCCGAGGAGGAUAUGAGUGCAGAAACCAAGAAGGAACUUAUACAAGAUGCCCAGCGGAGGCAGACUGUUGCAUAUAAAUAUUCUCUCAUUAUAGGAUUAGAUCCUGAUUCAGGUGGCCCCAUGGUAGAAGACUACCUUGAACGUUUAAACAAACUUUUGACGUGCUGUGAUAAAUGUGUGCAUAAUUGGCAUAUAGGUCGCAAGGCAUAUCUGAAGGAACUAGCAGAGAGUUUCGAUGAUGAAACUGUCGCAGAGCUUUCGAACCGCCUGAACGCUAUCGAUUUUCAACGUAUAGAUAAUGGGCUAAGGUCAAGCAAGAAAGUCAUAUCCGAUGUGGAGUCUCCAAUGAGGACGCAGAAAUUGCUUGCUGGAUACGACUCCUCCCUUCUUUUGUCUCUCUACGAAUCACUUUGUUGCGUCGAUUACCAUAAAUCUGAGGAUAACUUAUCGAAGCACUUCGAUUUCGUCUUUGAAGAAAUACAAGCAAAGAAAGUCUUGAGAAUUAGCGACAUAUUACCAGCUACAGGACGUUUUUUAUUCGAUAAGAAUGUCAUACGACUCCGAUUUGCUAGGUGCGCCUGGCAGAAAGCUACUACUAUGCUUACGCCCGAAUCAUUCGAAUGGGUCGUACAUGACACACUGUCGGAAGCAAUUAUUUCUGUGACCCAAGGAAAUUACGAUUACGAUGAUAUCAUACGCUUUUGGGAAGGAUUCCUUUUGAUUUUAGACAAACUAGAUGAACACCUCAUAACACAUUCUCUCCGAGCAAUGGAGGUUCAACCAAAUGUGUAUAUGCUUGCACUCAACCACUUAACUUGUAAAUCGGAAAGGAUCGGUCAGCUAGUUAUCGAAGUGCUUAGAGGCUUACUCAAGAAGUCCCCAAAGAACUUCUGGGCUGCAUUUAAUACAAUCUCGCCAGCCACCAUUGCAGAAAACAUUUUUCGGGGUGGUGGCUUUGAGGGAAUGCUUUGCAGAAUAAACUUUGAAGACCCGGAAAUCUCUUUUGCACUGGCGUGGAUACCUGAACUUGUGGAAUCACUUCCUUCUGAUCGUCAAUAUGAUGCUUGCAGCUUCCUGCUUGAAUUUCUUCUACGACGGUAUCAAAAGACGACGUGGCCAGAGAACACCAGGCUUGCUUGUUGUUGCGUAGCACUCGAUACUCUCCGUGCCACUUUAAACACCUUUGUCGACUCGGAAUACAACAUCAACCCCUCAACGUCUCUUAUAUUCAUCAAUAACAUCAUGGGGCUUGUUGACCAAUACAAGGAGACGAUUGCGAGAUCUGCUGAUCUGAAUAUGGCCGACGCUACACAUCAAGAAAUGAGGAGGCUUGGUAUGUUAGUGGUACGGGAUGCUUUGGCGCUUGAUUGCAAAUCUUUAAGUGCAGAGUUCCAGGCUCUCGCGCAAAAUAUCCCGAUACAACAGGGCCUUAGAAGCCAUUCUCAACCAAUUUGGCAAGCUGUUCUUGACAUUUUUAGACCAGGAAACGUAGAUUUGGCCAAGAGUAUUCUUGCGGCAACAACUCACCUCACCGGCUUGGAUGAACUCACACCACAGACGAAGAAAUCACCCCUUCCUCCCUCCCAUCUACAGUAUAACAAGGACUUUCAUCAACUAACCGAGAACGUGUCUAGAAUUUUUGAGCGCCUUAGUGAUUUUGAUGCAUCUCAUUUGAUCGAGAUGUACCGGGACCCUCAGACUUCUCGUCCACUGUUUGCAGCCCUGCUCUCUGCUGAUCAAGAAAUUUUCGAAGCUGCUGUUGAGGUUGUUAAAGCUGCAACAGGCCAAGUAAGCAAGCGAGAAGCUAUGUCGAGCUUGUUGGAGCAAGCAUUUGUACCGAUGUUGAAUUCCCUGACAUUUGCUACCGUCCGAGUCACAAAGGCAAAAAACUUCUCCCCUGUUCCAUAUCUAAUUAAAGUUGGGCGGGACAUGCUCAAUGCUCUAUGUGGAAACACAGGAUAUCUACGAAAUCAUCCUUCUUUGGAUUCUACAGAACGAGGCGCUGUAAUGUCUUGGUGGAUUAACCAGUGGCGUGCUCUUGAUAUGACGUUCUCCAACACAGAAUCAUGGGGAGGUCGUGUACAACGCUCAAAGGAAUACUUGCAGGAUUUUUGCCGAGAUGGCAUGGAAUAUGCAGAGUCUUUGUUCAACCAAUAUAGUAUCAUCGCCUCUGCUCUAAGCGAGUCUCCUGGCUUGUCUAAUGAUGAAUCGACAGCCCACAGCUCGUCAAAGUCUGCACUGAAGAAGGUAUUGCAAGUCGUUUGCCUGAAUGUGAACGGUCUGACCAUGAUGCUCAGGCUGAGAGAUAUCUAUCUAGUCAGCGUGAUCACUAGUCUUCUUGGAAAGCUUCUUCGAUCAUUAGCAGAGUUCGAUGUCGAGGUCCAUCAGUACGCACUAGGAUAUAUACAAGAUGCAUGCAGAAAUGACAACGAUUCAAAAUACAGAAAGACCAAUCUUACUAAUCAACAAAAGGCCGAGUUAAAUGCUGCUCUUGAUGAGCAUAAAGGUUUGGAGGUUAUAGAAAUCCACCCUACAACGGCUAAGAAACAGCAAUCAAGAAUUGAUUCAUGGUCUAAGUCAGCAGAAGGUGCAAAACAUGAGCCGACAAUUAGCAUUAAGGGACGCCAAACUCAAACGUCGCUCGAUACUUGGUCAAAAGCUGGAGACGGCAAAACAUAUGAGCCAGUCAUCACUCAAUCCAACAAGGCAUCACAGGCUCCCUUUACGCUUUCUGAGCAUCAUAAGAGUAUCAUAGACCAAAUGAGAGCACAGCCACAACUGAAAAACGUCCAAGCUACCGAAGAUUGGAAGGAGAAACGCCGUAAAGAUGCAGAGGACAGGAAGAAGCGGGACGCAGAAGCUGUUGCUCUAGCGAAAGCCCUUCGUGCCCCAACGGCCUUAGUAAAGGGUGAAGGAUCUGGUCUAAAGAACUUGAGUGGUGUAGCAGGUAAAGAUCAUGCGCCUGUUCGAAGUGAGAUAAUGGUGGGGUCAUCAGACGAAGAUUCGGAUGAUGAUGAUGACGAUGGUUCCGACACGAACUUACUUUUCAGCAAAAGCCGGGAAGCUUCGAAGACAGUCAAAGAGUAUGAAGAAAGCAGGAAAAAGGCUCUUUUACAAGCGGCGGCGGGUCCAGUACGAAAGACCAAGAAGGUGUACUCAAAGAAGGAUCUUCGUGCUCGUUUGGAGCCAAACAUGGAUAUCAUAUAUCUCGAGUUACUCAAUUGGGACAUUUUCCAUGAGGGCGAGGACCCUCCAAGCAACAAUGUUUGUAGGAAGAUUGCGAACAGCUUCCUCGACCUCGGACUCUAUAAGGAUACCUUCAAGCCUUUGCUCAUAUCGGAAGUAUGGCGAUCAUUGCUAACAGCCAAAGAAGAGAACAACUAUAAGCCUAUAGAAAUAAAGGUUCUGAAUCGUCUGUCUGUUGAUAAGUUUAUGGAAGUUAGCACUACCAUGUCGAUUUCCAAUCAAAGAGACCUCAUGGUGUACCAACAAGACAUUGUACUCCUUUCUAAAAGCUCAAAUCCGCUUCAAGACAAGCAAGCACCACAUUGCCUCGCACGUGUUUUUAAGACAACCCGUAAGCGGGAUGCAGUGGAGGUCACAUAUAGAGUUAGUAGGGAUAUUAGCCCUGAACUUCUGAAUUGUUUUGUGCCCAACGGCAAAUUACACACCCUCAAAAUCACUGAUAUGACGACAACUCUGCGAGAGUUUGCAGCCCUGAGCAGUCUCGAAUACUACGACUUAUGCACCGAAAUUAUGGAGGCAAAGCCUUCUCCGUUACAAAAAUAUUCCGAUGAGAAAGUUGCUUCGAUUUCGACCAGGUAUAAGCUCAAUAACGGGCAAGCCAAAGCAAUUUUGUCCGCAAAUGAUAAUGACGGUUUUACUUUGAUCCAAGGUCCUCCUGGAUCAGGAAAAACUAAGACUAUUAUUGCGAUGGUCGGUGCUUUGCUCUCCCAAGUGCUUCAGCAGCAAGCACAACAGGUUGGCUUCAGGCCACAAGGUCAAAAUGGCGGCGCAGGCGCCCAAGCCCAAGCACCUAAGAAAAAGCUACUUAUCUGCGCUCCCAGUAACGCUGCUGUUGAUGAAUUGGUCCUCAGGUUGAAGGAGGGAAUCUUGCCUCUCACCGGCUCUCAUCAAAAGAUUAACGUCAUCCGUGUCGGGCGAAGUGAUGCCAUCAAUUCUACCGUGAAGGAUGUCACGCUUGAUGAAUUGGUUAGGAUCAAGCUCGAAGGUGACCAAGAGUCCAAAAAGGGUCAAUUGAAUGACCGGGAGAAGCUACACAGGGACGCAGGGCUUAUAAAAGAGAGACUCAAUGUCAUAAGGCCUGAAAUGGAGAAGUGCCGUGCAGAAGGUGACAGAACCUCGGAACAGAAACUGCAAAGAGAGUUCGACGAGCUUAAGCGGAAGCAAGCACACAUUGGUAACAAAAUCGACGAAGAUAAGGAAAGCGACAACAAGGUUCGACAAAAUGAGAUCAGUAGACGUCAUUUUACGCAGGAGAUUAUCGAUGGCGCCCAUGUUCUGUGUGCUACACUCAGUGGAUCUGGACACGAUUUUCUGAGGAAUGUCAAUGUUGAAUUCGAGACGGUUAUUAUUGACGAGGCUGCUCAAUGUAUUGAACUCAGCGCUCUUAUACCUCUCAAGUAUGGUGCUACGAAAUGUAUCUUGGUUGGAGACCCUGAGCAACUGCCUCCAACAGUUCUCUCGCGACUAGCAAAGAGUUAUGGCUACGAACAGAGUCUUUUCGUCCGAAUGCAGCGGAACCAUCCUAAAGAUGUUCACCUACUGGACACUCAGUACCGCAUGCAUCCCGAGAUCAGUCAAUUUCCAAGUCAACAGUUUUAUAACAGUCGUCUCAUUGAUGGUGAUGGAAUGGCACAGUUGCGGGUUCAGCCAUGGCACGCAAGCUCCAUUCUUGGACCUUAUCGAUUUUUUGAUGUUGUGGGUGUACAAAGCAAGGAAACCAAGGGACAUUCGCUCAUCAACGUUCCUGAGUUGAAUGCUGCUAUCCAGCUUUACCAACGACUUAAGACAGAUUACAGAUCUUAUGAUUUUAGAGGUAAAAUUGGUAUUAUUACAACCUACAAGGCUCAAUUGAACGAGCUUAAACGACGUUUUGGUGCGAAAUUCGGAGACGAAAUUUUUGAAGAGAUUGAAUUUAAUACGACUGAUGCUUUCCAAGGUCGAGAGCGAGAGAUCAUCAUAUUUUCUUGUGUUCGUGCCAAGGCUGCAGGAGGUAUUGGUUUCCUAAACGACAUCCGACGUAUGAACGUGGGCCUGACUAGAGCCAAAUCGUCCUUGUGGGUUCUUGGAGAUUCUAGGGCAUUGGAGCAAGGUGAAUUUUGGAACAGGCUUAUUCAAGACGCCAGGAGCCGUAGCAGAUAUACAAGUGGCGAUAUCAUGGGAUUGUUGUCAAAGCCGACGUCUAAGGAUGCACCAGUGAUAGACUAUUCACAACUGUCCUCUAAUGUCAACGGCAAUAUCUCUAGGCGGUCGUCUGAGAAAAGCGACAGCGAUAUCGACAUGACAGAUGCGCCACAAAAUCAAAGUUCACGCGGAUCAGGAUCGGGUAGUAGUAGCACAACACCGGCGGAUAGCGAUGAUAGGAUGACACCGACAAAUGUCGAGACGACUGAGCAGAGAAAGCGGCCCAGGGAACGAGAACCUCGAGAAGAAAAUAUUCCGAAAAAGCAGAAGAUUCCACCCCCGGAAGUAGAUCAUGCACCAUCAGCCUCUGCCAUAAUCAACCGGGGCUCAGCCGAACCUCAGCGAGGUGCUCAAAAACUGGAUCUGGAAGCUGCACUUCAAGCACAGCAGGCAACUAAAGCUGCUGCGGCGGCGCGUGCACCAAAGCCUAAUCUACCCCAUCCUCCGCGUAGGAAGGCGCCAGCGGACCCCUUUAUUCAGCGUAAACCAGCAAAAAGAAAGUGA
This is a messenger RNA of Sclerotinia sclerotiorum 1980 UF-70, 6066 nucleotides long. RefSeq lists its product as hypothetical. Bases 1 to 6066 code for a protein of 2021 amino acids. Lineage: Eukaryota; Fungi; Ascomycota; Leotiomycetes; Helotiales; Sclerotiniaceae. The record is from RefSeq and is a predicted model, not a curated record. Gene Ontology annotation, molecular function: transcription termination site sequence-specific DNA binding; helicase activity. Gene Ontology annotation, biological process: termination of RNA polymerase II transcription. Gene Ontology annotation, cellular component: nuclear body. The transcript has 5 exons.